Molecule: messenger RNA, 1537 nt
Organism: Momordica charantia (bitter melon)
Lineage: Eukaryota; Viridiplantae; Streptophyta; Magnoliopsida; Cucurbitales; Cucurbitaceae
Gene: APG1
Product: S-adenosyl-L-methionine-dependent methyltransferases superfamily protein
Biological process (GO): methylation
Molecular function (GO): 2-methyl-6-phytyl-1,4-benzoquinone methyltransferase activity
Source: RefSeq, a predicted model, not a curated record
ACAAUUGCUGGGCUCACAAGUGCCGGUUUGCGUUAACUCUCUUCCCAUUCCACACAUUCGAGGCUCUCUCAACUGUCCGCCUCACUCUUCUUUCUGAUUUUGCCGUAGCUGUAAUCUCCACUCUCCCGUUCGUCGCUCCGUAGACAAAUUUUCGACUGCCUCUGCUUAGAAAUUCCCUCACGCCUCUGCAUGCAUGUCGCAUCCACCAAUUUGCACCUUCAAACGGACAAACUUGUAGGUUUUGGUCGCCGGUUUUCUUGAUAAGUUCUCUAAUUAUCUGACCAUUUUAGUCAAAUUUCACUGUCUUUGCCUGCUGGGUUGUUUGCUCCUUUAAAUUAUGGCUUCUGCAAUGCUCAAUGGAGCUGAAAGCCUCAAGCUCACCAGAGGAUUGGCCCCCAAGGGCUUGGGUUUUUCGGGUUCGAAUUUUCCCAGAUUGGGUAUUGUUUCCACCUAUAGAUGUUCCAAGGCCGCGCCCAUGGCGCCUAAGUGCAGUCUUUCUGCUUCCAGGCCAGCUUCUCAGCCUAGGUUCAUUCAACACAAGAAGGAGGCAUUCUGGUUCUAUAGGUUUCUCUCAAUCGUGUACGACCACAUCAUAAACCCUGGGCAUUGGACCGAGGACAUGAGGGAUGAAGCUCUCGAGCCUGCAGAUCUCAGCGAUAGGAAUAUGAUUGUGGUAGAUGUUGGUGGUGGUACUGGUUUUACUACUUUAGGGAUAGUCAAGCACGUGGAUGCCAAAAAUGUGACCAUCCUGGACCAAUCGCCUCAUCAGCUUGCCAAGGCUAAGCAGAAGGAGCCCUUGAAGGAUUGCAAAAUCAUUGAAGGGGAUGCUGAGGAUCUCCCAUUUCGUACUGAUUAUGCAGAUAGAUAUGUAUCUGCUGGAAGUAUUGAAUACUGGCCAGAUCCACAGCGUGGCAUCACGGAAGCAUAUAGGGUCCUGAAACUUGGUGGAAAAGCAUGUCUAAUUGGUCCGGUGUACCCAACGUUUUGGCUGUCUCGCUUCUUUGCAGAUGUGUGGAUGCUUUUCCCAAAGGAAGAAGAGUAUAUUGAGUGGUUCAAAAAUGCUGGAUUUAAAGAUGUCCAAUUGAAAAGGAUUGGUCCAAAAUGGUACCGAGGAGUUCGCCGGCAUGGGCUAAUCAUGGGAUGUUCUGUGACUGGAGUGAAGCCUUAUUCUGGUGAAUCUCCUUUGCAGCUCGGUCCCAAGGAAGAGGAUGUGUCGAAACCUGUAAAUCCAUUUGUGUUCCUGGCUCGCUUCCUUCUGGGAGCCAUGGCAGCUACAUACUAUGUGCUGGUUCCCAUAUACAUGUGGAUGAAAGAUCAGAUUGUUCCAGAAGGGCAACCAAUCUGAGUUGGGGAGAAGGGUUCAAGUUGAUGUUCUACUCUUGGAGAUGCAAUUAUAGUUUGCUAAUCGUAGUACUGUUUGUUUCUUGUUGCUUGUCCUUUCCACUUUGCUAAAUGUGUAUGAUUUUGAUUAAAACUUUUGCAGGAUUCAGAAAACUUCCAUAGAAUCAAAUCAGUCCUUCCAAAUUAAAGCUCCUAA